GAAGUCACUGAGGGGCCAAUUAAAAAGGCUAAUCUAUUGAUUGAAAUAAGUGAUACUGGAAUUGGUAUUGGCCCCGAAUUUAUGCAACAUGUUUGGGAGAGUUUUUCGCAAGGUGAUAAGUCAAUAAACAGGAAACAACAAGGCACAGGACUUGGUCUUUUAAUCUGUAAAAAACUAGUAGAAAUUAAUGGUGGUGAAAUUAAAGCAGAAAGUCAGUUGGAAAAAGGAAGUAAAUUUUGGUUUACUUGGAAUGUCGAAUUAUUAUUACCUGAAAUUUCAGAGUUCCAAAAUGCUUCGAUUAAGAUAUUAUUUGAUGAACAAAUAAGUUAUGUUUUACCAUAUGCUGUGAGAUUAAACCGGUUGUUAAUAGUUCACCCUGUCAAAAGUGUAAGAAAUGCAAUGGUAAAAUUUCUUGAAAAGUCUGAAAAGGUUGACGCGUUUGAUACCUUUGAUAAAGCUAUUCAGGAAGCAAAAAGUUAUAAACAACUGUAUAAACGAACCUAUGAUGUAGUAUUCAUCAGUCUUUAUGAAAAAAAUGAAAAUGAGGUCAUAAAAGCCGUGUCAGAAUUAAAAGAAGUAGAAAAGAAUAAUUUAUCAAUAAUCCUGAUAUCAUUUCCAAGUAAUACAGGAAAAGCGUUGGCAGAAAAAUUAGUUAGAAAAAUUGGUGGUCAAGCUACUAUCAUUUAUACACCGAUUACAUGGAACAAACUAGUUAAUCAAUUUUCGCAUAUAAUGAAUAACAAAGUCUUCGAUAGUAAUCGUAAUAUUGAGAACUUGUCUGUAAGUAAUCAUAACGAUAACAAUACAAAUAAAGAAGUUGCAGAUUAUGGUCAAGAUAACCAUGAACGCAUAACUUCUGAGAAC
Racocetra persica is the source of this 864-nucleotide messenger RNA. Lineage: Eukaryota; Fungi; Glomeromycota; Glomeromycetes; Diversisporales; Gigasporaceae. The record is from the annotation of a GenBank genome assembly.